AUGUAUGAUUUUUUAGAUUUUCCACUGCAAUUACACAUAUUCACUGGUACAGAACCAGAGGCAGGGACAGAUGCCAACGUCUACAUCAAAUUAUCUGGGUCCAUGGGAACAUCACGGAGGAUCUCACUCGCACCAGAGAAUGCCAACCAGAACCCUUUCGAGGCUGGACAGUAAGUUCACACGAACACUCUGGGAAGUUGUAAUUCGAAGAAGUAUGGUUUAAAAAACUGCCCCGAAUUAUUUUCUGUUUCUAGGAAAGAUGUGUUCAAUGUACACACUAUUCCCUUGGGAACAAUUUCAGGAAUUACAAUUGGUCAAGACGACACAGGAGAGAAACCCGCGGACUGGUUCCUAAAGAAGGUUCGUCUUCUGUUCAUACUAAAUCGAUGAUCUGGCUCAAGGGCCAUAUAUCAAUAGGGUUAAUACACACGCUGAUCGAUGUCACCGAAAAAAGGGUUAAGUAAACAAAAUUUUCAGUGAGUAAACGUUUGGGUAAAUGAAAAACAACUCAAGGGUUGGGUAAUAGAAAUUGUAUUAUUGUCAUUUCCAAAGCAUGACUCACUCAAAUAUUGAAGACUAGAAAGCAAUGUCAACAAUCAUAUAUCAAUACAAUAUGUAAAUCAAUCAGUCAAGAUAGUGAUCUUGAUCAUUUUCCGACUUGUCAGGAGGCAAAUGGUGUCUCUAAAGAAAAUACAUGUGCAGACAACAUGAACCUUUAGACUGAAGAAAAUUGAACAAGUAGUUAUCAAAUUUGUGUCACAGAAGUGGUGAAUGACACGUGUGACAAUGGUACUCUUUUGUAACGUUUUUGGCCAGGGGUGGGUAUUUAUUUCUUAAUUUAUACUUGAGGUUGGGUUAAUGGUUGGAUCUUUUACCAAGAAAAACAUUUUGGUGCCACACCCAGCCAUAAAUAAUAACCGGUCUCUAAUUUAAAGCUCUAAUAUAGUAAUGCAAAGUCCCACGAUACAACAAAUCGUCGUUUCCAUUGAAUCUAUUCAACUUUAGGUUGUAGUGAAAGAUGCAGCGAACACGAUGUAUAAAUUUGACGUCAACCGUUGGCUCGCCAAAGAUAAGGAUGACGGACAGACUGAAAGAGAACUAAGCUUAAGUAAGUCAUCAUCGUUUACUUCGGAAGCUUGUGAGUCACGUUAGAUGACAGCAUUGUAAUCACAAAGUGUAAGGGAUGAUUUAUGCUACAGUAUUUACUAGCGCGAUUAGGUGUAACACAAUCAACCCAAGUCUCUAUUGUUUUAUUAACCAGCUGCGACAAUCGCACCAGGCUCCUACAAGCAGAUUGGUUGUUUUAAAGAACGCACUGACGUCAACAAAGACAGAGCUAUCCCAUCGCUGGAAGGUCGAGACGAUGUCUUAGAUGGACUGGGACAGACUUCGUAUCGGGGUAGAGAAUUUCCUAUCGAGAAAUGUGCUGACGCUGCAAGACGGCGAGGUCACGUCAUGUUUGCAAUCCAAGAUGGUGGACUUUGUGCGACCAGUAAAGAGAUACAGAAUACGUAUGAUGUUUAUGGUGAAGGCGAUGAUUGCAUGGUUAAUGGGACUGGAUCGGCGUUCUCGUCUACUGUAUAUACCUUUUCUGAUGAAGGUUAGUUUUGGGACAACUCAUGACGGGUUUUGAGGAAAAAACUGGGUCUAGUCACUGAUCUCAAAAAUGACCCCGAAUUCAUAAUUCAAAUGCUUGGUUACCUUCGUUCCACUCUAUGCUUAUAUUAGUGGUAACUAUUUUUAUGAAUUCAUCCAACUGGCAUAAAUUUGCGUUAGCUUAUUAGGAUCGAUUAAGGCAAUCGAAUGGCUGUCAUUACUACAUUGUAAUUACAUUUUAUUGUAUUUUAUUGGUUGUAUUCAGCAGCGUAGCCAGCCCGACAAAUUAGUCCCGCUAUGCAAAUAUUUUCGUGUUCAUUGACUAUGACAACAAUGAAUUUCUAAAGAAAUGAAUGAUAAUAAUUUUGAAUUUGCAUAGCGGGACUAAAUUGUCGGUAUUGUAUUGUGGUAGGCCGAUUUACACUACACAACUUUUGCCUAAAACUGCCGCAUGUAACCUGCUUACAACUUGAGUUGUACGUGUAAAUAAAGCACACAACUCACCUACGACACAGAUGAUACCAGAUGUAUCAUCACUCUAUACCUAUCCCUAUGAUUUUCGUGUCCGCGAUUUUCGCGAGGCUAUCACGCCAGAUGACGCGUGCGACAGCGACACAAUUUUGGCUGAGUGAGACAUCUGGUAUUAUCUAUCAUCUGUGCCUACGAUAACAUUGGUGAGUUGUGUGCUUAUUUUACACAGUACAAUCAAGUUGUAAGCAGGUUGCGUGCGACAGUUUUAGGCGAAAAUUGUGUAGUGUAAGUCGGUCUCAAGAGUUUAACAAUAUUGUUCCUAGAACCUGGUUUUCAAGAUGCCGAGUCAUCCGCUGGUGGAACUGAAGAAGGUACAGAAACAUUGUACACAAACAUGGUACAAAAAAUUAACGCGAAUUAAAAUGUUUGUUACUUUAGGUACAGAAAACACACAAAAUCAACCAGCUCUACCUAGCGACCCUGCAAUGCAGCAUGCUGGCCAGUUACCCUCGCCAACACAAGGCAACCCUACAAAUUCUGGACCAGCUUCAGGCACAACCACAUCUGGCGGUAAAUCUAACACAGAAACUACUGGGAAUCAAGGUAGCACAGCUGAAAGUACGAAAAGUGAUCAAAGUGGAGUGGAAAAUGUCCAAAAUAAUGGAGCAGCAGGUAUUCUAUUUCACGACAAUUUCCAAUCCGGGACGUACUUGGAGCGGAAUGAUUGAACAUAAGUUAUUUUCAGACCAGUCUGAAUGAAUAUCGGAACAAUAUUGCUAAGGCAAGUUGGCAGGGUGGGUUAGGAUAAAGAAAACACAGUUAGGAAAGUAAUAUCACAAUUGUUGUAAAGAUUACUAGUCUAAGCUGAGUAACAUAUAAGUAAGCGUAAUACUUGAUGUAAUCGGCCACUGAAAAGCCCCAAUGGGGAGUAAUAAUAAUGUAAUUUAAUGUGAUUAUGUGAGUGCAGAUACGUUUGACAACAUCAUCUUUAUUUUAGGUCCGAAGUCGAAGCAAAUAAAUGGAGGUGAGGCAAGUUCAAGCAAAGACAUCAAUAAGAUGGGUGGAAGAGUACCUGGAACUGGCGAGAAUGGCUCAAGAAAUAAAGCAGUUAAUAACCUUACUGAAGAAAACGGACAGCAAAGCCUUAAAACUCCAGAAUCUCUCAAAAGCACGCCUAGUGAAGGCAGUGAACAAACUACAUCUACAAGGAAACCCGACUCAGAGGAAAACCGCCAAAUGACAAGUGGAAACACAGAAGCGUAUUCCACAAAGGGUAAACUCAUUUCUGAGGGAAAUCAAGAAAAUACCAAUGGAAACACAGACUUAACAAAACCUAACGAAAACUCUUCUGGUCAAACCAGUCAAACAAAACCCAAUCAAAAUGGCGAGAGAAUCACAAACUAUCCAGUCAGAACAGACACGAAACUUCAACAGCCAAAAAUUCAUCCUGGACGCGAGGAUAACGAAAUACCUAAGCUUGGGAACCAGUAUAAGCUUGGGCAAGGUGGCGGAUCGCCGGUAAAGGGUGAAGCGUCGGUAGAGGCAAAAACGCCGGUAGGGGAAGGAUCGCCGGUAAUAGAGGCACCGCUUCAGCCAAAGGUGCAUAAGAUAGCACCUGAAACUAGACUUCCCGGGGAAUUUACCUCCCAGCCUGGUGAGGGACAUAAUAUCAUUCUAAAAGCCAAACAAGACAUGAUACGAAGGCCUUUUAGUAAACUGUUAGAUACCCACCAAAGAAAUGAGAUUCGGCAUUUAGCUAAGCCGAAGAACUGA
Messenger RNA from Paramuricea clavata, 3840 nucleotides. Lineage: Eukaryota; Metazoa; Cnidaria; Anthozoa; Malacalcyonacea; Plexauridae. The record is from the annotation of a GenBank genome assembly.